Messenger RNA from Volvox carteri f. nagariensis, 2904 nucleotides. It is a transcript of the gene rlsA, whose product is annotated as RegA-like protein RlsA. The record is from RefSeq and is a predicted model, not a curated record. NCBI's taxonomy places the organism in Eukaryota, Viridiplantae, Chlorophyta, Chlorophyceae, Chlamydomonadales, Volvocaceae. The transcript has 2 exons. The coding region runs from base 202 to 2904 and encodes 900 amino acids.
GCGGAUUUCUGUGAGGAAGUCAACGAUGGCGCACCUGCAAGCGCAAGCCGCCGGCCGCUGCAGCCGAGCAGUGGCGAUAUCGGCGGUGCUGCCCCCGGGGGAGGUAACAUCAGCAACGCCGGGGUUGGCCUUGGUGCGAGUCGCGCCUGUGGCCUUACAUUUGCGGCAGCGCCCCCGGAGCGUUCUACCAUCAUUCCGCCGAUGAAACGCCGCCUUAUCACCCUGUCCACGGCCGGUAACCUCAAGAUCUCGCCGCUGUCUAAUCAGCAGCUCCAUCCGCAUCGCAUCUACCCCGUGCGGCGACCUUCCUUCGACGGUGACGGUGCAAUGAUGGCGCCGGCGCCGCCCACAGCCACCGUAGAUGUGCGUGAGGCAACCAGCCAGCAGUCGUUGCCGCCUCCGCCACCAAGCACGCCCGCGCGCCAGCCGCACACACCCAGCAGCCACCUAGAGGGCGAUACAAGCCGGGAUUUCAGCCCUCGAUAUGACCACAACGUUGCGCAGAGUGAUUUCGACCUUGCGCCCUCGUCUCCAGAGCUGCAGCCGCAGCCGCUGCUGCCCCCACCAGCUGUCACAUCGCGGGAUGGAGGCCCCCAGGCCGCUACUGCCGCCACGCCGCGACUGCUGCUGCGGCCGGUGUGGCCUAUGAACGAGCGGUCCGCAGAAGCGGAUGAAGCUGGAGGUGGCAGCUGUGGUGGCGGCAGCGGCGGUGGCUGUUUGCAUAUGGGAAUGAGUGCAGGAGAGGCGGACUACUUCGAGCAACCUGUGCCAGUACAAGCCUCGCCGCCGUCGCUGCCGCUGCCUCAGCAGCAACAGCAGGCACCCUUGCUGGACGUUGAGAUGCGUGUGGCGGCUCCGCGGCUUUCCAUGACGGGCGGAGUAGGCCCCGGGCCAGCGAUGGCACCAACCCUACCAGCGCCGGCAACGGUGGGGCUCACGGCGAUUGACUCAGGCUGCCAGAAUUGGCCGAGCCGGUUACUACAGCCGCUGUAUUUGCAACACACUUCACACCAAAAUUGUGAUCAGCAUCUUCUGCAGCAACGGCAGCAGCAGCAGCAGCAGCAGCAGUACAUCCAGCUCCAGCUCCAGCCGCGACAAAAUCCCUGUGGUACGCGUCCUUCAAAAUUGGGGGACGAUUAUGGAGGCGUGGCAGCACCAGCCGGCCCCCCCGCCGCUGUUGAAACGGCCACGACUGCUGUCGUAGCUCCCGCCUGUGGCAGCGGCGGCGCCGCCGGGGACGCAGCAAUCCCCCUAGCUAGCGGUGGAUGCCCACCCAUUGACAACAGCAACAGGGAGGAGGAUGGUUUCGGUGCAUGUCAUGUGGACGCUACAGAUGCCGCUGCCGAAGCCGCUGCUGCCGCAGCAGCAGCUGCAGCUGCUGCCGGAAUGCCUUGGGCAGUAAUAGAUGUCACUGUUGCAGUUCGCCCCAAGGCUGGUGCUGCGCAACGGCGCAACGCUGGUCAACGCGCCGGACCCGAUGUUUCCGUCAGUGCGAUGCAUAACGGCGGCUACUUGCGCGGGCCAGCCUGCGGUGUUUUCGAUCUCACUCGGUAUCUGACGGGACGUGACUGCGUACGGCACUGCGGCCGCUGGAUCUCACGGUCGCAGUUUGAAAAGGUCGGGGGCAGUACCAUGGCCAAGUGGUACCGGUCCAUCCGCGUGUUGCCUGAUUUGGAACCUCUGGGCGAGUGGCUGGAGCGCCACGGCAUGCCAGUGCUGCGGGGUCCUGCCCGUCGUCGCCGCAGAAGGGCGGCUGCGGACAGCGGUGAUGAAAUGGGUGGCUGGCAAGACGAUGAAGAGGCCGCCGGCCCUGCGUGUGGAAUCCAUGCCGCCGCCGCCGCGGCAGUGACCAUCCCAGUCGCAGCGGAAGGCACCCAGGAAGAACUCGAGCCAGACAACAGCGCCGUCGCGGCGCAGCAGCCGCCACUGCCGCCGCCGCCGCCUUCACCGGAGACCUGGGCCAAUCGCAUGCUGCUGCAACACUGUGACGGAGGCGGGGGCGACGAUUUGCUCGUACAGCGCCUCUUGAACACCUGGCCCUUGUCGCAGCCCUUCCUUCGGCCACCAGCACAUGCGGCGGCUGCCACCGCUGCUAACAAAUCCGCUGAGCAUGCCGCCGCCGCCACCGCCGCCGCCGCCGGUGCUGCCGGCGCCACCGUGAGCUCUCUACGCUGCUUCCCAGACGCGUACGGCAACGUUCGCGGCGUCGUGGGGCCGCAGCACAGUCCCCAGGCGCCGCCAGUCUCCAUGCUGCUGCCCGCGGCCACAUGCACCCUCAGCCAAUGCUCACCCCCAGCCAAUGGCACGCUGGUACCCAUGGCAAUGCGGGAUGUCGCUGUGAACGAGGCGCAUGGGGGUUUGAGCGUGGCGGCGGCGCUGGAGCUGGAGGUUCGCGAUGUCAACGCACGAAUGCCCGCCGUACAGCUGGGAGCUGUACCGGACAUGAAAGCCACUCCGCUGCCACCCCCAGCGCCACCACAUCUCGCGUUGUUCCUGCCGUGGGCGCGCGCGCCCGGUCGGCAGCUGAGCAACGCGCCCCGGAGUCCGAGGCUGUUCCACUCCCAGCCCCCGGCUGCUGAACCUGCAAGUACUGCGGAGCAUUCCAGCGGCCCCCCCCUAAAAUGCCGUUUGCUACCAACGAGUGGCGGUUUGAGCUCGGCAGGAGCUCCGUCAGGCAAUGGAGUAGCUGGGCUGCCGCCGCUCCUAAAGCGGGUGCGUGUUGAGGAGCCCUACCCCGGCUCAGCCCCUUUAGUGCGCCCGCGGCUGCUACUCCAUAGAACGACCAACGCGGGACUUGGCAAUGAAUGCGACGCAGCGAAGGAACCAUACCUUUUUGCCGUACAGGCGCCGCUGGAAAUGCUGUACCGGGAGAGUAGCGUUCCCCGGGAUGCAGGCCUGAUGUGA